Molecule: messenger RNA, 9019 nt
Organism: Trichobilharzia regenti
Lineage: Eukaryota; Metazoa; Platyhelminthes; Trematoda; Strigeidida; Schistosomatidae
Source: the annotation of a GenBank genome assembly
CUCCGAUACAAUGGAUUUGUCAUACCUAUUUUUAUUUUUAAUUGUUUGGCUUCGUAAAAUAGAAAACUAAUCAUAUAUUAGUGUGGGUUGUUUGAAAUUGACCUGGGAUUCAUUUCCGCAAAGUUGCCAGUGUUUUUAACUGACCAGAAAUUGUUGAUUCAAUGAAGCUGGGUUUUAGUUAACAAUGAUGAAGUGCCUCAAAGUUGAGGAUGCGUUAUCUUAUCUAGACCAGGUCAAAGCGAGAUUCUCUGGUCAGGGGGCAAUCUAUAUGGACUUUCUUGAUGUCAUGCGUGAUUUCAAGGCUCAGACAAUUGGUACGGAAGUUGUUAUUCGACGGGUACGUGAGCUGUUUGAAGGUCAUCCUGAUUUGAUCACUGGAUUCAACACUUUCAUACCUCAAGGGUAUCGUAUGGAUGCUCCUCCUACAUCACAUCAGUCUUUUAACAGCAAACCUACAUGCACCGUUAUCCCAUCAAGGAGUACAUUAUCAAUAUCCUCAUCCGAUAAUGUAACUCCAGUUAAAGGAGUUUGCACUUCGCUAAAAGUUAGUGAAGCAGUGAGUGAAUGGUCACCCCCAGGAAGUUUAACUGGUGUAGCCAGCAGUCAGUUCGACGUUUCCAGUCGCCCAAAUGUUCAUGUAUCUGUUGUCUCUAACUGCCUACCACUGUCAGUUUCAUCUCCACCUAUACGUGCUUUAACUCCUAAUAUUCAACCUGAUGGUCUUAGUUAUAACUCGUCAACUCAACAACAGUUUUUGUCGACAGACUAUCAAGAGAACCUUUCCAAUGUCAUUGUUAGAAACUCACACAAUACUACAAGUUUACCACAAUCUCCUCACGUUUAUCAGCAGAACCAACACCAGUCAUUCCAUCACGCUCUCCAGUAUGUGAAUAAAAUAAAGAACCGGUUCCAAGGCAUACCUGAUGUCUACAAACGAUUCCUCGAUAUAUUGCAGUGGUACCAAAAGGAACAAAGACAUUCAGAUCCUAUGUGUCGUAAACAGGCCGAAUUACAGGUUUACCAGGAUGUUGCCAAGCUGUUUGAUGGCCAAGAGGAUCUACUUCAGGAAUUCAGCCAGUUCUUACCUGAAUCCUUUGGCGUUACGAGUGCUGUGACUGAAACGACGAUAAAUAGGAAGAACUCUGGCUAUUCACAACUCAGUGGGUCAGAUUUACUAGAUCCGUCUGUUCCAGUGCCUCAGUUAAUAAACCGUGUUUCGGAAGGUAUCAACCUAGCGCUGUCUUCUAGACAGCGACCAGGUCAAGAAGCUGUUCCUGCAAAUGUGGAUUCCAAAAAACUAAAGCGACUUGCUCCUGCACCUUCUGCUUUUUCGAACAGUGCCUCAACAGUUAUUCCACCCAAGAAAUCUCGUUCUUCAGUACGAGAUGUUAGCAUUGUUGAUACAAAUCAAUUGACCACAGGUAUUGGCGUGUCACUUUUGCAAAAGAUUCGAGAUGCUUUGGAUGCUGACAGUCCAGUAGGGAGUCGUUCCUACCAAACCUUCCUACAAAACGUUUGUUUAUUCAACCGUCGGAUAAUAUCAGCUGAUGAACUGUUAGAAACGACACAUCCUCUAUUUAUAAGACAUGUAGACGUGUGGAGACGCUUCAGUGAUUUCAUCAUGUCAUCACGAAAUUCAUCCCAAGAAGGAUUUGGACAACUUCAGUCUCAUUCUCCUGCUUACUCCCGGGACAGACAUGAUCGUGAUAAACAUGGUACUUGUAAUUUCCCGUGUGAUGCUCAUACAUGUUCUGAUUCUCUGUCCAACAACAUAAACAAUCAACCGCCUACAUCAUUAGUCUCACUUGUAAGUGAAGUGUCUCAAAAAAGAUUGGAUUUGGAUUACACUAAACUCCGAAGUUGUGGUGUAAGCUAUCGAGCAUUACCAUCGAAUUUCCCGCAGAGCAAAUGUUCCGGUCGCCAAAAAUGCCCAGUUGCAAAAGAAGUGUUAAAUGAUUCGUAUAUCAGUUUCUCUUCGCUUACCUCCGAAGAUUCUCAGUUUGUAUCAUCUAAAAAGAAUCAAUAUGAAGAAAAUAUGUAUCGUGUGGAAGAUGAACGUUAUGAAGUAGAUAUGGUUACUGAACUCAAUAGAGCUGCAAUGCAAAAUCUAGUUGUUGUUAAAAAACGUAUGGAUAGAUUAAAUAAAGAACAACUUAUUCAAUUUCAUAUGGAUGAUAAAUUAGGUGGAACAUCAGCAAUUUUAAUGCGAAAAGCUAUACACAGAGUUUAUGGUGAUAAAGCAGGUGAUGUAAUAUAUGGCUUAAAAAAUUGUCCUAAUACAGUACUCCCAUUGGUUAUACAACGUAUGCGUCAAAAAGACACAGAAUGGCGAGAAACUAUCCGUAAUUAUCAACGGUCUUGGGCAGAUCAAGAUGCACGUAAUUAUUUACGUUCUUUGGAUCAUCAGGGUGCAACAUUCAAACAACGUGAUGCACCUUUCAUACGUAGUAAAACUAUGAUUAGUCAGAUAGAAUCUAUCGCCCGAAAUGAUAAGCAUACAUCGUGUCAUUCUAGUUCAGAUCCUGUCGGUAAAAUGAUUUCUACUCUGCUUACUCAACAUAAUUUUAUUCCACGUGAUAUCAGUAAUCCAGGAUCUAUGGGUUCUGCUUUAGCCAAUGUAUUAGAAGGGAAUAAUGAAGAUGAAUCAGCUCAUUUAACAUUAGUAUAUCCACCACCAGAUAUUAGAAAUUCACUUUUAGAAGAUGCUGCAUCAUUGAUUAUACAUCAUGUAAAACGUCAAUCCAAUGCAAGUAAAAAUGAUAAACGAUCUAUGAAAUGUUUAGUAAGAACUGUACUACAAGAUAUCUUUAUGGCGAAUCGUUUUCCGAUGUCAGAUGAUGAAGAUGAUGAGGAGGAUGAAGAUGAAGAUAUCGAUCAAAAACAGGAGGAUGAAGAGGCAAUCGAUGAAAUAGGCGAAAAUAAUGAUGAUGGUUGUCGUAAUAGACCAGGAAGAAAUUUUAAAUUAUCAAAACGUUUCCCCGAAUCUCGUAAACUACUAUUCCCGGGGGAAGAGACAACAACAUCAUCAUCGGUUAUAGAUCAUUCUGAUGAAUCUGAUAUAACUCGUAAAGAUAAUGUAAAAAUGGAAACAGAACCACUUAUUGUAAAAACUGAUGAUGGUUUAUCAUCUAACCGACUAAAACCAGAUGAUACAAAUUAUAAUUCACCUGGAUUAUCUACACAAAACAUCUCCAGAUCUUGUCAUAAUAAUAAUAAUUUAGAAAAUUCCGUUAAUGAACUUCGUAAUACGGAACUUAGUUGUAUGUCUAAUUUGCCCAAACAGGAAUACUAUUCUGUACUAUAUGGAAAUAAUCACUGGUAUGCAUUUUUAAGGCUUCAUCAUCUCCUUUUGUGCCGAUUGCAUCAUCUACGUACUCGUGGUGCAACAGCUGUUCAAGAAGCUGUUUUAGACAAAGAUGAAUAUCAUGUACAAGCGGCUGAAUUACUUCAUCUUCGUAGAUACGGUGGUACUGAUCCCUCGCAAUAUUAUACUCAUGCUCUUAAUUUGGUUAAAGAUCUAUUGGAUGGUGGAGAGGAUAUAAACACCUAUGAGGAUAGAUUACGUGAUAUGUUUGGAAUACAUGCCUAUCCAUGGUUUACUAUGGAUCGUCUUAUAAUUAAUAUAGUCCGUCAAUUGCAAGCACUUACCAGUGGGGAUGAAUUAAGUCGUCGAUUGACAGCUUUACAUCGCUCUUGGAUCGGUAAUUCAGCUUACAAUGAUCGAGGCCUACAGUUGAAUAAUUCUGUUUCAAAUUUUCCUCAGUAUUCGGACGUUUGUGGUCCAUUGUAUACUCGUGUCUGCCGAUUGGCAAAUGAGAGUGCAUAUCAUUCUCAGGCUAUGGCUAUUUGUUCUUCUUUUGCUGGUUCAAAUAGCUCUUGCAAUGUUGGUUCAGGUUCUGGAAAUUCAUUUUCAUCCAAUACAGGACAAAGCAACACAAAUACUUUUAAUAAUAAUAAUAAUAAUAAUAACAACAAUAAUAAUAAUAAUCCUAAUUCAUGGCCUAAUUGUUAUUUAAUUGUGGUACUCUCAGAAGCGUCUACUAUGCUUAUUCGUCUAAUGAAACCUGCUCAUCCAACUAAGUGUGAAUCAGAGAAAGGUCAUGAUACAUGCUUCUAUUCUAAUCAUACAAAUUUUAUUCCUUCAGACAUCUCUAAUCCUUCAGAUCGUGAAUUUUUGCACAGAGAAAAAUUGAAAUCAGGUGUUUCUAUUCGUCAUUGGCAUGACUAUCUUACAACUCAUCUUUCUUGGACUCUUGGAUAUGUCCCGCACAAUAUAUGUUCACGCAUUUUACCAGUAUUUUUAUAUCGUACUGUCCGUAAAUGUGUGAAUGCUUUAACACGUACCGCACUUCAACGAAGACAACAGUUGGUAAUUCAGACAGGAGAUACACAACCUGAAGAAAUUAUAGCACAAGGAAUAGCCUCUACUAGUGAAAAGUCUACUGAAUCAGUUGGUAGUUCGGAGAAUCAGGAACAACGAUUCAAAUCUCCUAGUACAUCUAAUUUUGAAAGAGAUGUUUGGGAGUUCAUGAUCCGCGUUUUCAGAAAUGAUCUUACACAUAAAGAAGUAUGUGCCAUUUUUAUUUUGUGUUGUCUCGCCUCCUCUUGAUAUCUUUAGAUGUGUAUGUAUUUGUCUAUUAUUAUGUUGAAUGUCAUUUCAUAUUUUCGCAUGAAUUACUGUUUUUGAACAUUUGAAUCUAUUAUAUUAUCACCAAAUUCUUAGCUCUAUAAAUUUUCUCAAUUAAAAUAAUGGUUUUUACUUUUGCAAGCAAAAGCAUUUCCAAACACCUUUGAAUUGCUUUCAGAUUUCAAAGCUAGGCAAAGUUAAACUAUCAUAGCCCCCAAAAUCAUGAUGAUCUUGAACAGCCAAUCAGAAUUCAGAUGCACAAAAGUUGCAUAAUCGUUGCAAAAUAUACAUGAAAAAAUAUCGUAAACUUGAUAUUACAUUGUAUAUUUGUAGCUUAUGUCAAUACAUAGAUGAUUUAUAAAGAUAUAAUAGCAUGCGCAAUAUACCCCAUUCAUCUAAGUGACCGUGUAGGUCAUGGUACCUUGAGAUACAUUGAGAUUUCUGAUACUAUUCGCCAACCCACUCCUAACUCCAAUCAUAAUCCUAACUCCUAAUCUCAACUUUAAUCCUAAACCUUAAUCUUAAAAGCCAUAACCCUACCUAAUACUAUAGAUUUUCAGAAAAAGUACGUAGGAAAGAAGUAGAAUACUGUAUUUAUCCUCUUCAUGUCCCAAAAGACAGGCAUGAUCUGAUUUGGAAUGCCGUUUCAUAGUAUUUUCAAGUAUUCGUUUUGUAGGGAUUUUGUUUGAUUGGAUAGAGGAUUUCAUCAUGAGGUGACAUCUAACUGAUGUCAGCUCGUAAUGAAAUCCUCAGUCCAUUUCAUAAUAAUACCUGUGUCUGAUCAGUUCUUGAAGGUCAACUCUUGAAAGAUCUUGACUUUGGUUAUGAUAAUUUAACUUCGCCUAAAGCUAUAAAGACCAUCAGUACCUACACCUUGAUUAAUUUAGUGAUAUUUGAAGAUAUUCAUGAUUGUAUUGAAAUCCUAGAGUAGUUGCUGUACUGUAGGGUAGACUCCUCUUAUGUCAAGUGUACUAACUAUUCAUAUUUGUCGGUUUUUUGGUUAAGACUAUUUUUUAAAACUUUAUUCUUCUAAAGCUAGUCCUAAUUUCGUCUGUAAUAUCGGUUUGAUGUAUCCAACGCUUAUUUUGAGUACUUUUAUUCGAGUUUGUUCAUUGUUCCCGACGUACACUGCAUAUAGUAACAAACAUACAUUAAAAGAAGUGUUCAUUCUUGUUUGUUAAAAAUUAUACUGCGUUUCCUACUAUAAUUAUUCACCUGGGUAAACAAACAAUUUUAAUCGGUAGUUUUUUUUUUUAGCUAAAUACCUAAUAGUUCAUGCAUACAUAUGCAUAUUAGGGAAAUCAUAAGUACUCCUUACCCCCUUCUACUUUAGUAUUUGUCUAGUUGAGAGGUGGACGUGCUUCAACCCCUAUCCUAUCGUUAAAAAAAGUGAAUCUAUUUAACUGACGUAGACUGAAGUAAACAGUGCUUCUUAACUCCCAUCUUAUUGUUUUUUAGUUGUUUAUCAAGUAUAUAAUAUUCUAUCAAUGAUGUAUUAUGCGACACAAAACAAGACAGAAAUCGAAUUGUACUCUACCAAAGUACUCAAACAAUGCCAAGUAACUACUUCUAUGUCGGUAAGAAACUUACCGCAUCAAGAAAAAGCCUUUCCAACAGUCUGAUGCAGACUUUUGUCAACAGCUGACCAUCUCGCUGGUUGCAUACUGAAGAUCGAAUGGCCAGAAAGAAUUAGCAACGAGAAACUCUGGAAACAAACUAACCAAGAGCCGAUUGCGCAGAAAAUAUGUGGAAGAAAGUGGAGAUGGACCGGGUUAUACGCUGAGUAGGCCGUCGAAUGACAUCACGCCCCAGGGCCUUGAGUGGAAUCCAAAUGAUGGGUCGUCAGUGGGAAGGUGUCAUUGAGAAGAUUGUGUAGUAAGGAGAAGGUGUGAAAUUACGCGCAGUCAAGGAGCUAGUCAGCUGAAGAGGACAGCAGGAAAUAGAACAAAGUGGAGAUGUGUUGUUGAAGCCCUAUGUUCCACUCGGAACCCAAGGGAACAAUACGCGCUUUUACCCAUAGAUGUUUAUUUUAUUUGGUUGUUGGUUUUUGAGGUUGAAUGAAUAGUUAUGCAUACUAAUCUAUAAGAACUUAUUGAUUUUACAAUUCUUCCCUCGAAAAAUAUAGAUAUAUCGUUUUGUAGAGUAUAACAUGUUUAAUUACUAACUACCUUGCUGAGUUUCUCUUGUCAAAAGGGACUGAGUAAUUAAAACCCAAUACUUUAUUGUUUGUGUCUAGCAUACAAUAAUUUGUUUUUUCUUCAAUCAAUAGCGUUGGAAAUAGUGUACAUACAUUUGAAAUAACACUGUUUUUUCUUCUGUUUUAAAUCUUAGCUCUUCCGUAAUACCUUUUCAAGUGACUGCAUGCAUUCCACUGAACGUUUAGAUUCAAGAGUUACACGUAAUCAUAAAAUAAAUUGGUCUGUUGGUUCUUAUGGAAUAUUCGUUCGAUAUCCUAGACGACGGACUUGUCGAACUUAUCCUGUAGAAAAAUGGCAUAAAUUUCAUUCUGAUUGGUUAGCAAAACAUAUUGACUCUGAUAACAGUGAUGAUGUCCAACACAAAGAGGAGGAGCAAGAUCAGGAGGAGGAGGUGGAGGCGAGUAAAACAUUGAGUACAGUUGAUGAAAUACCCCCUGAAACAGAAAAAUCAAUUGACAACGUCAUGGAGUCAGAGAAAUCACAGAAAAAAGAAUCAUUGACUGUAGACGUGAAUGAUAAUACUCUGAUCAGUGGUGGUGAAGUUGGUCAAAGUUUCUCAAAUUGUGAAGAAGAAGAAGAGGAUAAUGGUGAAGAAGGAGAAGAGGAAGAGGGAGAGGAGGAAGGGGAAGAAGCAGAAGAUGACGAUGAUGGUGAGAGGGAGGACGACGAGGAGGAGGAUGAUGAAGACGAUGAUGAUGAUGAUGAUGAAGGACAAAGAAAUCUCAUUGUAGAUGCAACUACAACAACUCCAGUGGAAUCAGAUACUUCAUGCUCUUCUUAAUACAAUUGUCUUCAUGAUAGGCUGUGUAAAUAUGUUUUUUCUCUUCUCUCUCCUUAUUUUCCUUGUUUAAUAUAUAUAUAUAUAUAUAUAUAUAUAUAUAUAUAUAUAUAUAUAUAUAUCAUUAUAUUGAAUUUUAUUACGUGAUAUGUAUGCGUGUGUACAUAAAUAAUUAUCAAUGCAUAUAUGUAUGAUGAUUAUGACACCCCUUACUUUUAUGUUAUUAUAUGUACUUUGCGCAAUCUCUCUCUCUCUCUCUGUAUGUGCGAAUGUGUACUUUGUUUGUUUAUUUUUCACACAAUAAUUCUACUUUCAUUCUUCAAUGCAGUUAUCAACAUUAUUUCACACGAUUUUAUACAUAUACUUGCUAAUUUCAGCUUAAAAGUUAGUUUUCUUGUUUUUGUUUUCUUUUAUUUCUUUCUUUGGUAUAUUUUAUUUACUUAUAUAUUACUUGAAUGAUACUCACACCACCUGUAUAUGUACACAUUAUUAUUAUUUAUCUGACUGACAGAUAUCAAUGUAUAAACUCACCUACCUACGAACCGACUGACCGAUCUACCAAUCCUCCCUCGUUUUCUCUCCCUCCCUCCUGCAUUAAUAUACUUGUUUGUAUAAAAUUCAAUGUAUCUUCUAACCCUUUGUUUUAACACAUUAUUAUUAUUAUUAUGAUUAUUAUUAUUAUUAUCAUUUAUUCAUAUAUAUGUUUUAAUAAUAUUAUUAUUAUUAUUAAUAUCCCUACCGUUAUUAUUAUUAUUAUUACUUCUAUCUUCAAUAUGUGCAUGUAUGCAUGCAUACUACUUACAAAUGGAUAUAUAUGACAAAUGUUGCAGCUAAAUGAUAAUAAUGCUGAUAUAAUACUGAUGAUAAACUUUUUCAGUGUGUCUGUAGUGUGUGUGUGUUAUUUGGCGGCUAUCUAUCCUAUCCUAUCCAUCCGUCUAUCAACGUUUGUGAAUCCUUCUCUUUUUACUGUUAUUAUUAUUUUAUUUUAGAGAUUAUUGUGCAUUAUUUAGUUUUUUUUAUUAUUCACAUUUGCAAAGUAACACUUCAGCCUUCUUUUGUUUUCUUAUUGUUUCUCUUCUUCCUAAUUUUAUAUUAGUUAUCUAACUGUAUUCAUUAAUUAACUAAUUAAUUAUGACGCAAUCUGUUGUUCAAUGUUUUAUUCUCAUUAAUGUAUGUACGUAUGUAUGUACGCAUGCAUGUAUGUUGGUCGGCUGGUUGGUUAGUAGUUAGCCAGCUGACGACUACCUGUCUGCUUACCUGCCUACCUACCUACCUACCUUACCCACUUACAGUGUGUAUAAAGUUUUCUUUACCAAUUGAUGAAUUUGUUUAGUUUAAUCAAUUUUUUUCUACUUGUUCUUGCUUAUAUUGAAUAUUUACGCCGAUUUGGUGUGAAGGAAUUUAACUGAUCACAAG